AUGGCCGGGCCAGGGUUCGGGGGCCACCCCACCGGACCGCUCCUGCUGCUGCUGCCGCUGCUGCUGCUGCUGCCCCCCCAGGCCCUGCCGGAAGGACCCCUGGUGUUCGUGGCUGUGGUGUUCCGCCAUGGUGACCGCGCCCCCCUGGCCUCCUACCCCACGGACCCGCACAAGGACGUGGUGUCCGCCUUGUGGCCCCGCGGCCUGGGCCAGCUGACCAGGGAGGGCGUCCGGCAGCAGCUGGAGCUGGGACGCUUCCUGAGGCGGCGCUACCAGGCCUUCCUGAGCCCUGAGUUCCGGCGGGAGGAGGUGUACGUGCGCAGCACCGACUUCGACCGCACCUUGGAAAGCGCCCAGGCCAACCUGGCCGGACUGUUCCCGGAGGCGGCCCCGGGGAGCGCCGAGGCCGACUGGAGGCCCAUCCCGGUGCACACGGUGCCCGUGGGCGAGGACAAGCUGCUGAGGUUCCCCAUGCGGAGCUGUCCGCGGUACCACGAGCUGCUGCGGGAGUCCACGGAAGCCCCGGACUACCGGGAGGCCCUGGAGGGCUGGACGGACUUCCUGGUGCGCCUGGAGAACUUCACGGGGCUGUCGCUGGUCGGGGAGCCGCUCCGCAGGGCGUGGAAGGUCCUGGACACCCUCAUCUGCCAGCGAGCCCACGGCCUCCAGCUCCCGUCCUGGGCCUCCCCACACGUCCUGCGGACGCUGGCCCAGAUCUCCGCGCUGGACAUCGGCGCCCACGUGGGCCCACCCCGGGCGGCAGAGAAGGCCCAGCUGUCGGGGGGGAUCCUGCUGGACGCCAUCCUGGCCAACUUCUCCCGGGCCCAGCGCCUGGGGCUGCCGCUCAAGAUGGUGAUGUACUCGGCUCACGACAGCACCCUGCUGGCCCUCCAGGGCGCCCUGGGCCUCUACGACGGCCACACCCCGCCCUACGCGGCCUGCCUCGGCUUCGAGUUCCGGAGGCGCCUGCGGGACCCCGGCCAAGACGGAGGGAACGUCACCAUCUCGCUCUUCUACCGCAAUGACUCGGCCCGGGCCCCUCUGUCCCUCAGCCUCCCCGGGUGUCCCGCCUCCUGCCCGCUGGGCCGCUUCCGCCACCUGACCGCCGCGGCCCGGCCCCCCGCGCACGGGAUCCCCUGCUACGGCGUCUAUGUGCCUGCCACCUCCCCAGCCACCACGGUGCCCCUGCUGGCCGGAGCUGUGGCCGUGCUGGCAGCGCUCAGCCUGGGGCUGGGCUUGCUGGCCUGGAGACCGGCCUGCCUGCGGGCCUGGGGAGGGCCCGUGUGAGCCGGGAAGCCGGGGCGCCCCCUCCCCCUAGCUGACGCUGGACCCUAACA
Messenger RNA from Lepus europaeus (European hare), 1337 nucleotides. RefSeq names its product acid phosphatase 4 (gene ACP4). The record is from RefSeq and is a predicted model, not a curated record. Gene Ontology annotation, cellular component: postsynaptic membrane; lysosome. The transcript is spliced from 11 exons. Gene Ontology annotation, molecular function: receptor tyrosine kinase binding; protein tyrosine phosphatase activity; acid phosphatase activity. Bases 1 to 1287 code for a protein of 428 amino acids. NCBI's taxonomy places the organism in Eukaryota, Metazoa, Chordata, Mammalia, Lagomorpha, Leporidae. Gene Ontology annotation, biological process: lysosome organization; peptidyl-tyrosine dephosphorylation involved in inactivation of protein kinase activity; negative regulation of ERBB4 signaling pathway.